AUGGCUUUGACAAUAAAUUGGAAGCUUGCUUUCUUAGAUCUACUAGUUAUAGGAAUGUGGGCUUCUGAAGCAACAUCUCGAGACUUGAACGAAGCCUCAAUGGUCCAGAAACACGAGAAGUGGAUGGCUCGCUUUGGGCGUGUGUACAGAGAUGAUGCAGAGAAGGCAAAAAGGUUCAACAUAUUCAAGGACAAUGUUGAUUACAUUGAGUCAAUCAACAAGGCUGGAAUGAGGCCUUAUACGUUGAGCAUCAACAGAUUUACGGAUUUGACAAAUGAGGAAUUCAGAGCCACUCACAACGGAUACAAAACGUCUUCUAAUCAAAAGUCAUCAAAAACCAUAUUAUUCAAGUACGAAAAUGUGACUGCUCCAUCUACCACGGAUUGGAGAAAGAAGGGUGCUGUUACUGGAGUUAAGGAUCAAGGCCAAUGUGGAUGUUGCUGGGCAUUUUCCGCUGUUGCAGCUACUGAAGGGAUAAACAAGAUCAAAACUGGUAAGUUAAUCUCUUUGUCUGAGCAAGAACUGGUGGACUGCGACACAAGUUCAGAUAUGGGAUGUGAGGGAGGUCUUAUGGAUGAUGCUUUUAAGUUCAUCAUCAAGAAUCAUGGGCUUACUACUGAAUCUAAUUAUCCAUACAAGGGAACGGAUGGCAGUUGCAAAACCAGAAAGGAAUCCAAUGACGCUGCUAAGAUUACUGGUUAUGAAGAUGUCCCAGCCAACAGUGAAUCUUCUCUGUUGAAUGCUGUUGCUAACCAACCUGUAUCUGUCGCCAUUGAUGCUAGCGGAUCAGAUUUCCAAUUCUAUUCUAGUGGUGUUUUCACCGGAGAAUGUGGAACUGAAUUAGAUCACGGCGUUACAGCUGUUGGAUAUGGAAAAACUAGUGAUGGGACAAAGUAUUGGUUAGUGAAGAACUCCUGGGGGACUAGCUGGGGCGAGAACGGUUACAUUAGAAUGCAAAGAGACAUUGCUGCUGAGGAAGGACUUUGUGGAAUUGCUAUGCAGGCUUCUUAUCCAAUUGCUUGA
Molecule: messenger RNA, 1023 nt
Organism: Solanum dulcamara
Lineage: Eukaryota; Viridiplantae; Streptophyta; Magnoliopsida; Solanales; Solanaceae
Product: senescence-specific cysteine protease SAG39-like
Exons: 2
Coding region: 1-1023 (340 amino acids)
Cellular component (GO): lysosome
Molecular function (GO): cysteine-type endopeptidase activity
Source: RefSeq, a predicted model, not a curated record